Hymenoscyphus albidus is the source of this 1561-nucleotide messenger RNA. The record is from the annotation of a GenBank genome assembly. NCBI's taxonomy places the organism in Eukaryota, Fungi, Ascomycota, Leotiomycetes, Helotiales, Helotiaceae.
AUGACAGAACCCUAUCUCCUAACAGCUAGCGAGGCUGGCACCUUAAUGAAGAAAGGAGACCUAACAGUAGAAAACUACGCCAAAUCCCUCCUCUCACGUAUCCAAGAAAGAGAUGCCCAAGUAAAAGCAUGGGCCUAUCUCGAUCCCCCUUUCGUCCUCGAACAAGCGAGGAACCUAGAUCAGAUACCCGCCGAAAAAAGGGGUCCAUUACACGGAAUAGCCAUCGGAGUAAAAGACGUGAUUCUCACCAAAGGUAAGAUUACUUUUCCCUUAUCCACAAGCCUAUUUCAGAUAUCUGACAAGAAACUCACUCUCCCCAGACAUGCCCACAAAACUCAACUCCCCAAUCUACUCCUCCUCCGGCCCCAGCACCAUAGACGCCGCCCCCAUCAUCACCCUCCGCGCAGCAGGCGCCCUCAUCCUCGGCAAAACAACCACAACCGAAUUCGCCGCCGUCACCACCGGGCCCAGCACCACCAACCCGCACGACAGCACGCGUACGCCCGGCGGCUCCUCCUCCGGGUCCAGCGCGGCGGUCGCUGGUUUCCAGGUCCCGAUCGCGUUGGGCACCCAGACUGGUGGCUCGACCAUCCGACCCGGGAGUUUUAAUGGGAUCUUUGCGUGGAAGCCGACGUGGGGGGCGGUGUCGAGGGAAGGGCUCGCGCAGUAUUCGGUUACGUGUGAUACGGUGGGGUUUUAUGCCAGGACGGUGGGGGAUUUGGAGAUGUUGGGAGGUGUCUUGAGGGUUGAGGAUGAUGAGAGAAUACCUGAGAGAGGGUUUGGGAUGGAGGGGAAGAGGAUUGCGUUUUGUAGGACGCAUGUAUGGGGGAAGGCGGGGAGGGGGACGAAAAAUGCAUGGGAGGGGGCGAAGAAGAUAUUAGCGAGUCGUGGUGCGGAGGUAGAAGAAAUUGAGCUUCCGAGCGACUUUGAGAGGAUCAGUGAGUGGCAUGCUAACGUCCUUGCUGGGGAGGGAAGAACGUCGUUUUUGGGAAGUAUGUGUACCCUGCUUCCAGAAGCUGUUUUUGAGUUGCUGACACAGCAAGAUUAUCUCCUUGCAAAAGAGAAAAUGCAUCCCAUGCUCCACGACCACGUCAACAACACAAGCAAGUUAACCCGCAAAGCUCAACUCGAGGCCUACGAUGGAUGUGCGAGACUCCGACCGGUAUGGGAUGAACUAGCUUCGAGAUACGAUGCCGUGCUCACACCUAGUGUUGUGGAUGAAGCACCCGUGGGGACGGAAAGUACUGGUGAUGCUGUAUGUUUACUUCUACUACUUGCCCUUUUCUCCCUUUCGCGCCUUUCCAUAAUAUCCAUCUAACUUACCCUACCCAAAGUCCUUCUGCUCAAUCUGGACCAUCCUCCAAGUCCCCUGUCUCAACAUCCCCGGAUUCCAAGGUGAAAACGGUAUGCCUAUCGGUCUGACCCUCGUUGGACCAAGGUACACUGAUGAGCAUGUUUUGUGGGCUGGAAAGGCGAUUGGUGAUGUGUUUAAAGAGGAGGGAGGGUGGAAAUCUAAGGUGGUUUAGUUUCGAAGAUUUGUGUUGGGGUUUUUGUGUGUGUG